This is a messenger RNA of Elgaria multicarinata webbii, 1925 nucleotides long. It is a transcript of the gene YWHAQ, whose product is annotated as tyrosine 3-monooxygenase/tryptophan 5-monooxygenase activation protein theta. Bases 223 to 960 code for a protein of 245 amino acids. The transcript has 6 exons. Gene Ontology annotation, cellular component: cytoplasm. The record is from RefSeq and is a predicted model, not a curated record. NCBI's taxonomy places the organism in Eukaryota, Metazoa, Chordata, Lepidosauria, Squamata, Anguidae. Gene Ontology annotation, biological process: intracellular protein localization; signal transduction.
AGCGGCUUUUUCUCUUUCUCCCCCCUCCGCCUCCUCCUCCUCCCCACCUUCUUGGUCCAGCCCGGGAGCGGAGCGAGCGCAGUCGACCCAGCAGGCGCCCGCCGGCCCGGCCUAGCGCCUCAGCGGAUCCAGAUUUUUGAGGUGCCUUCUUUUUACUGUGUGAAAGACCCUACUCUUUUUACUAAAUCAGUUGCCUUGCUGCUUAUACCACUGCUGGCCAACAUGGAAAAGACCGAAAUGAUCCAGAAAGCCAAGCUGGCUGAGCAAGCAGAGCGCUAUGAUGAUAUGGCUACCUGCAUGAAGGCAGUGACAGAGCAAGGUGCUGAAUUAUCCAAUGAAGAACGCAACCUUCUCUCCGUGGCAUACAAGAAUGUUGUAGGGGGGCGACGCUCUGCUUGGCGGGUGAUCUCUAGCAUUGAGCAGAAAACCGAUGGCAAUGACAAGAAGAUGCAACUUGUCAAGGACUACCGAGAGAAAGUGGAGUCUGAGCUUAAGUCCAUCUGCACUACCGUUCUGGAGCUGCUGGACAAAUACUUAAUAGCUAAUGCAACUAACCCGGAGAGCAAGGUGUUCUACCUAAAGAUGAAGGGAGAUUACUUCCGAUACCUUGCAGAAGUUGCAAGUGGAGAUGACAGAAAACAAACAAUAGAAAAUUCACAGGCAGCUUAUCAGGAGGCAUUUGACAUCAGCAAGAAAGAGAUGCAACCCACCCAUCCAAUUCGUUUGGGUCUUGCGCUUAACUUCUCUGUGUUCUACUAUGAGAUCCUCAACAACCCAGAGCUGGCCUGCACAUUGGCAAAGACAGCUUUUGAUGAAGCCAUUGCAGAACUUGAUACACUGAAUGAAGACUCUUACAAAGACAGCACUCUUAUCAUGCAGUUGCUUAGAGACAACCUCACAUUAUGGACAUCAGACAGCGCAGGAGAAGAAUGUGAUGCUGCAGAAGGUGCAGAAAACUAAACUGCAUAUGGAGUGUCAUUCCCCUUCUCAAGAAACCUUUUUACACGUCUCAUUCCUUAUAGCUCCACUUGGAUUUCCUAUAGCAAAGAGAACCCAUCCAUGUGUAUGGAAAUCAAUUUAUAGUCUUUUCACACUGCAGCUUUGGGAAAACUCCAUUCCUUGAUUUUGUGUUUGUCCUGGCCUUCCUGGUGUGCGGUUACUGCUGUAGAAAAGUAUUAAUACUGGCUUAAUUUCAUAUAAACAUAAGUAACUUCCAAACACUUAUGUAGCGGACUAAAGUUAUCUGGUAUUUAAAAAGAAAUCUGAACCAGUACCUACAAGCGACUGUUUUUGUAUUACAGUAAAUACAUGAAAAUGUAGUUAAUGCAACUAAAGAGUUUUCAACACAGUUCAAUUCUCCACAUUCCCUUUUUAUUCUGCAGGGGUACUUGGUCACAUGCUACUGUGUAUUCCCUUCUGUAGGAUUUGGGAGCAUUGGGCCAAAUGGGAAGCAUGGCAAAGUGGCUUCCUAUAUGUGUGUACAGCAGGAGCUACUGAGUGUUUAAAUACAGGGACUCUUCUUACUCUUCAGUUGCUGCUGUUCAACUGCUAUCCCUUCCCAAUAAAAAUUCACUUACACUCCUGCCUUUGUAGUUCUGGUAUUCACUUGAUUAUGUACUAGAAGCAGCAUGUUACUGCCAGAAUACAGGGAGUGCCUUUUUGGCAGACUAAAUUGCAUGUCAUUUCUUAACACUGGAAUGGGGGUGGGGGGAAAGGUCACAUGUCCAAGUAUGAAACUUUUCCAUGCAGAUUUGUGCACAUGUAUGAAGGUGUCAAGUUUGUCCAGUGAUUUGUUCCGUAGAUAGAUGGACCACUAUUGUGUGUUGCUAAUCAUUGAUUGUAGUCCCAAAAAAGCCUUGUGAAAAUGUUAAUGCCCUAUGUAACAAAAUAACAUUAAAUAAAAUUACAUUUUAUAAACCACUAAA